This is a messenger RNA of Pedinophyceae sp. YPF-701, 522 nucleotides long. The record is from the annotation of a GenBank genome assembly. NCBI's taxonomy places the organism in Eukaryota, Viridiplantae, Chlorophyta, Pedinophyceae.
AUGUCGCUCGCGGUGGACAUCCACGACCACGUCGAGCGCAGACUCGCCGCUCUGCUCAAGCUGCUGCCCCAGUCAGCCCAGACUAGGAUCCCUCCAGUAGUGCACGACAACCUGGUGCCUCUGUUCCUGUUCACGGUCGCCGUCGUGGCCGCCAGCUACCUCCUCACCUCCUCGCUCCUCGCGGCGCCGCCGAAGAAGGCCGCCCCCGCAAAGCGCCGAAAGAGCAAGCGGAGGGAGGGCACGGUGACGUGCGAGGAGGUCGCUAAGCAUACCAGCAGAGACGACGUGUGGGUGAUCAUCAAGGACCAGGACACGGGCGAGCACCGCGUGUACGACAUCACGGACGAGGUCGACGAGCACCCCGGCGGCGACACUAUCCUCAACAACGCAGGGACGGACACCACGGAGGGUUUCCACGGGCCGCAGCACCCGGGCCGCGUGUUCGACAUGAUCGAGGACCACUUCGUCGCCCCGCUCGCGGACCCCGAAAACAUCGCCAAGUUCAAACCGGCCGCCAAGUGA